ACCGAGCAACCGCUCCUCGGGCAGCGGGGGCGGGGCCGGCCGGAGGCGGAGCCGGCCGGGGGCAGAGGCGGCGCCGCGCCAACCCAAACACCGCCACGCCCCGGCAGCCCUUGCGCCCGCUGCCCGCCACCAUCGUUAGCCGGCGGGGGCCCGCUCGGAACGUCAAGCGGGCGGAAGCGCGGCCCCGCCGGCCCCGCCGCCAUGAAGCUUCGCGUGCGGCUGCAGAAACGAACGGCGCCGCUGGAGCUGGAGGGGGCGGAGCCAACGCUGGGGGAGUUGCGCGCGCAGCUCCGCCGGGCCCUGCUUCCAGCCUGGGGCUACAGUUCUGAUACAGAGUUUUCAAUAACGUUGAAUGGGAAGGAUGCUCUUACAGAAGAUGAGAAGACUUUAGUUUCAUAUGGGAUAGUUCCUGGUGAUUUGUUAUGUUUAUUACUAGAAGAAACAGAUGCCAAAUCCAGCCUACCUCCUCCCUCAUCUUCUAAUCCUCCCUCACUUCAGAAUGGUCAUGAGAUAUCCACCUUAACUCCCAAAAGUCAGGCUGACAGUCCAAAAGAAGAAAGGCAGAAUGAAGAGUCUGACAACCAGAAAUCUCAAGCGGAAGCUCAGAAAAGUGACAGUAGGGCAGGAUCCAGCCUAGAAUUUCCUUCUGGAUUAGUCCCAGGAGAUGUUGAUUUAGAAGAAGGUACAGGUUCCUAUCCUUCCGAACCCAUGCUGUGCAGUGAGGCUACUGAUGGAGAGAUUCCGCAUUCCUUAGAGGUGCUCUACCUUUCUGCUGAGUGUACCAGUGCCACUGAUGCCUUGAUUGUCCUACUACAUCUUCUCAUGAUGGAGACAGGCUAUGUACCUCAGGGGACAGAAGCCAAGGCAGUGUCUAUGCCAGAGAAAUGGAGAGGGAAUGGUGUUUACAAGCUACAGUACACGCAUCCCCUUUGCGAAGAGGGUUCUGCUGGUUUGACUUGUGUGCCUUUGGGAGAUCUUGUUGCUAUUAAUGCAACAUUAAAAAUCAACAAAGAGAUUAAAGGUGUGAAGAGAAUACAGCUGCUGCCAGCAUCCUUUGUUUGCUUUCAGGAACCAGAAAAGGUUGCGGGUGUUUACAAAGACCUUCAGAAAUUAUCUCGUCUCUUUAAAGACCAGCUGGUUUAUUCUCUUCUGGCUGCUGCCCGACAAGCUCUGAACUUGCCAGAUGUCUUUGGGUUAGUGGUCCUUCCUCUUGAGCUGAAGCUUCGGAUUUUUAGACUUCUGGAUGUCCGUUCCCUCAUCUCUCUGUCUGCUGUUUGCCGUGAUCUUUAUGCAGCUUCAAAUGAUCAGCUUCUGUGGAGGUUUAUGUAUCUGCGAGAUUUCAGAGAUCCCAUUGCAAGGCCUCGUGACACUGACUGGAAAGAACUAUACAAGAAAAAGUUGAAACAGAAGAAGGAGGCCUUGAGAUGGAGGCACAUGUUUCUGCCCCCUACACCUCAUCCAAUUCCCUUUCAUCCCAACCCAUUUUAUCCUAGUCCCUUUCCUCCCAACCCAUUCCCAUCAAACCCAAUCUAUCCCCCCAUGGUCAUUGGAGAAUAUGUUGAGAGACCAACGCUUCUGUAUAUUGGAGACCCAAUUAAUUCACUCAUUCCUGGCCCAGGAGAAGCACCAUGCCAGUUUCCUCCAUUCAGACCACAUUUUGACCCCAUUGGUUCCUUGCCUGGAGCAAACCCUACACUUCCAGGACGAGCUGGUCCCAAUGACAGGUUUCCACCUAGACCCAGCCGGGGCCGCCCCACGGACGUUCGCCGUGCGUUCAUUUGAUUGCUGCUUUCUCCCUCAGUGGAUUUUCUAGUUCCUGAGCUUGCUUUCUAACUGCAGGACCUUGUAAAGCCAGGCACUAACAUCUGCCUUCUCCUCAGAUUGUUGCAAGAACUUGUUUGCAUGGUAAUGUUUUGACCCCAGAGUUAGGGUUUGUUUGUGUUCUGGUAAUAGUGCAGUACCUGGCACUAAGGUCUUUUUCAAGAUGGGCUGUGACUUAGAACAGUACAUGUUGUUUCCCUCCCACCUCUCUUCUUCAAUCACCUGUGGAGUGCUACUUAGAGACUAGAAGGAUACUGGCUAAGUAUUUGCUUCAUCAGAUAAAGAGUAUCUUUUUCUGUCUUAUUUGAAGAGUUUUUUUAAUUUGCCAGGAAAAAAAAAUAUUUCGUUUCAAAUCUACCUGGCUAAUGAUUUUUCUUAACAAAAACUCUGCCACAUCCCACGUAGAAUGGGAUCCUACCACUGCUAUGGUAGAUGUGUUUUCAUAGAUUAUUUUUCAGAGACGUUUUCCUUUUUCUGUUAGGUAAAAAGCAUUUUUAUGUCGUUACUUAAUACACAAAGAAUACAAGGAAGGGACUUUUUGUUUUAAGUGGAAGAAAUUAGAAAGCAAAUCAGUUCAUUUUGCAAACAGCUGAGUGAACCCAUGCUGCAGGGCAACUCAAAGCCUGAACAGAAGCAGAGCAAUUUUACAAAGAACCAGCAGCAAAACAUUUUUACUUUUUCCUUGUUUGAACAGGUUGACUUUACAAAUAAGUAGCUAUAGUACAUGGCCGCGUUUACUGUGUGUGAACUAAAAUGGAUGCAAAAAUAAGUUUUUCUGCCUGCCUAACUAUUUAAGGAAUUAAACAGGUUGACCCGAUUGCAGUGGAUGUGGCAUCACAGCAGGAGAAACAGAACCAGUUCAUACUUCAGUAAAUUCUGUUCAAUUGCACUAGAGCAGUAUCAAAAGUUAUCUCGACGGAAGAAAACAUGCUGUGGCAUGUUAGAGCUUUUCAAGUGUUGUCUCGUUAACUAAUGAACAACUAACAACAUCGCUGUUACAGUUUCCUGAUGAGAUCUGCAGUGUCAUACUGAAGCUCAAUUAAAGAAAGACUGGAAUAACUAAA
This is a messenger RNA of Coturnix japonica (Japanese quail), 2885 nucleotides long. RefSeq names its product F-box protein 7 (gene FBXO7). Gene Ontology annotation, molecular function: protein kinase binding. The record is from RefSeq and is a predicted model, not a curated record. NCBI's taxonomy places the organism in Eukaryota, Metazoa, Chordata, Aves, Galliformes, Phasianidae. Gene Ontology annotation, biological process: positive regulation of autophagy of mitochondrion.